Messenger RNA from Durusdinium trenchii, 1284 nucleotides. The record is from the annotation of a GenBank genome assembly. Lineage: Eukaryota; Dinophyceae; Suessiales; Symbiodiniaceae.
GUCGGCUUCGACUUCGUUCGCAACCGAUGUGGACAGGGCCGUCGAAGAAUGGUGGUGAAGGCUUUGAAGAAUGGUAGUGAAGGGUUUGAACCUGGUUUCAUCAGAGACGAGGACCUGAGUAGUUCUGGGUCCAUGUUUCCAGAUCUUUGAACCACAUCCACGAUCAAGAGACUUUUUCAUGGGCCAUGGUGUGAAAGACUUUUACCCGAAUGGGACAUGUGACGUGUGGGAGUCGAAGCAAUUGUUUGAUGGGCAGGGUGGACCUGAGUUCUUGGCAAUGGAAAAUGGUUUUUGCAAACCCAAGUACCCUGAACCGCUAAACAAAACAUUCAAUCAUAUCGUGAGCUUUGUGGUUCAUAGCACGCAAACAGCAUAAGUUCGGGCUGUGGCCCUACCAUGCCGUUUGCCAAGAAGGACCUUCCAAAGUUGGUGGGUGAUGAGACUCAGCAUCACUCACGCAAAGUCGCUCGGGACGCAGCAACCAAGCAUGGCGGCCUGGUCACCCCAAAUGAGCGUGCUCAGUUUGGAGGUAAGGAGAACAAGAAGAAGGAUAAAUAUGGUGCCGGCCGUUCCUUGCGCCACGAUGGUGAUGGUGGCACACGCAGCGUGAAGAGACCUGCAUGGUUGGAGGGAGAUGUCGCUGUGAAGGAGUUGGACCUUCACAGGUUCGACAGUGCCUCGGAUGCGUUCAAGGAAAUUGGGAGCAGAAUCAACAAGUUGGGCGAGGAGACGGCGCUGGAGAUUGUUUGUGGUGCCGGAACUCAUACAGAGGUUAACAAGCAUGGACGCAAUGUGAAGGAGACUGGCGAUUGGAAGAAUAAAGCCCAACCGCUUUUCUUUCAAGUUAAAGAGAUGGUCAAGAAGAGUAGCGCCUUGAAAUGUUGGAUUCCGGCUGAACACAAACAAUCCUCUAUUUACGUUCGGCUUGCUUCAGCCAGUGCAGCGGAUCUGUUGAAAGAGGAGCUCGCGAAGCUGACGUUGCAGGAGGAGAAGCGCGAGCGACAGAUUCCAUUUGAGAGCGAGGAGGAGACUGGCGACGAGGAUGAGGUUCAGUAUGACUCUUUCGGCAACACCAUUUCGCCAUGAGGGAACCACACGUGCUGUGCGCGGAGUGAAUCCUUGUGAUUGGUCCUAAGUGAGCGGCGUAGCUGACUACUCGAAGUGUUAGCCCUCAGAGGGGAAGCUGAUACUCUGUAGUUUGCUUGGCAGCUUGCCAACUGCGUAUGGCCCACAGUGAAUCACAAGCGUUCACUUCAAUCCAUUGUUUUAUUUUUGAAGACAGAA